AGUAGAGUGCCGGACUCGAAUGUGUCAUCAGGUCAAUGCGCUAUACACUAAAAUCAAGACGUUAUGAAUUCAAAACUAUCAAGAAUUUUGGUAAAUAUCCAUUAUAAUAUGUAUAAUUAUUGUUUUAUUAAUUUUUUAGAAUUAAAAUAAUUUUCUUUGGUUUUAAUAAAUACAAGUAUAUUAUAAAUAAGACAAUUUGUAUUAAUACACCUACCUAAUUUGUUUUAUAUUAUUAUUAUAUUGUACUUAAAUUAAUGACUAAUAGGUACCUAUUUUGUUAUCAAUGCAUAAGAAAAUAAUUAAGUACCUAGGUAGGUACCUACUAAUCAAUUUAUAAUAAAAUACGAUUUAUAUAGAUAUAAAUACUACAAAAUAUUUAUUAAUUUGCAACCAUAGUUCAACAUUUAAUACAUUUGUUUUGGUUUUAAUAACACCUAGAUACUAUUAUUAUUAUUAUUAUAAAAUAUUUAUAUCUAUCAACUCUUAUGACUUAAUUUUAAUAGUCUUUUGAAAUUGAAUUAAAUUUAGAUUAAUUAAAUUAAAGACUGAACAAUAGUAGACUUAAACGCUUGUACACAAUCAUAGUGCUAAAAUUAUAAAAUUAAUAGGUAGGUAACUACUAUUUGAACAGUUGAUUAAUUAUUUAUUUAAACUAUUUAAAACUACCUACUACUUUUAAUUAAAAUUUUAGUUGGUAUUUUAAUAUUACGAUAACAAUGCUUUUUAGGUAUAAGAAAUAUAAUGCAAUUAUUAAUCCCCAUAGAUAUAUCUUUUAAAUAAAACUAUAAUAAUUACCUAUUUGUGAAAAUAGGUAUAUUUUAAAUUACCUAAUACUAAUUUUAACUUCAGACAAAAAUACGUAUUACAAAAUGACUAGAUGAUGUAAAUAAUUUUUUUUCAUUUUAGACUUCAUGUAGUUUAAUCAAUGAUGUAUACCUAACUUUAAUUAGGUAUAACAUAAAUCUCACCUCUUGAGAAAACUAUGUAUAUUUACUAAUUUAAUCUGUGUAAAAAAAAUAGUCAUACCCGAGGUAAUAUCAACUUUUGAGAAUGUAUUGAUUUAAAUAUGUACUAAAGGUUUGAUACACGACUAUAAAUUAAUGGAUUAUACAAACAUUUUAACAAAUUCAAUAAAUGUACGAAUUGUAUAAAUGUCUCGUAUCUAUUAAAUUUCAGAACCUAUAAAUUAUAUACCCAAAUGUACCUAGUAUACUUCUAUCUUAUAAGUAUUUAAAUAUUAUAGUUAGGUACUUUGUGUUAAGUGAACAAAAAACUAUUUUGCCAUGGAGAAACGCAUACCUACAUAAGUAUUUAACUAUUUUUAUUCUUAUACAGUAGAUGUUCAAUAAUAUAAAUUACAAAUCAUAAUGCAUGUAAAUACCUAUUAAAAUUAUACACUAUAGUAUUAUACAGGUUGACGUUUAUAGAUGGAUAGAAAACCGUUUUUUCUUAUUUUUUUUUUAAAUACAUAGAUACACGUUUAUUAUUAUCUUAUAGCUGUAAAUGUAAUUCAAUUUAAUGGUUUAAUGUUUGUUAAUCCACCUAAUUCACCAUAAAAAACUAUAAUAGUUACACGGGUUAACAGCUAUGAUUGCAACGUGCAUAGGUUUGUCAUGGUUUGUUUGAUUAUUAUUUAUUACGUAUUUUUUUUUGUCUGUCCAAAUGUUCUUUAAAAUGUUUAAAAAAGUGUUAACAUUUUACUAUUUUAGUACAUAUUAAUGAACAUUGGUUAAUUGAAUAAAAUAUUUAAUAUAUUUUUUUGAUUAUUUUAGAUACAAUUAAGUCUUCAUACAUGUAAAUUAAUAAGCACUGCUUAUUUGUUUUAUGUAUAGGUGUCUGGUAGGUAAUAUUAAUUUUGAAAAUGAAUGUGUAAGUAGAUAAUGAAAGAAAAUAAUAUUGUCCGAGCACAUUAUUUUCUGAGAAUAUUUUUCAAAAGAAUUAUUAUCGAGCAUUUUUAGCACAAAUGUGUAUUUAGGGUGGAUGUAUAAAGAAAUAUUAGCUUACAGUGUACAAUAUUCAACAAUUCUGGUACUUACCAUUUGUAUGAAUAUAGGUAUUUACUAAAAAAAAAAUGUAGGUGGUAAAUUAACAUUUAUAUACUCAAUGAUGUUGAAUACAGUUUUUAUUUUAUUUGUCUUUAAAAAUAGAAUAACUAUAGUGCGUAACUAUUUUUAACUUAUGACUGUGAAUUUAUCCGUCCUAUAUUUUAUUGUUUAAAUAAUAAAAGACGUCUAUGAAUGAUUGAUAAUGUAUGAAUAUUAGUUUGAUUUGAAAAAUGAAUAAUGUGUUUCGAUAAAUUUUACUAAUUUAAUUUAAACAAGUCAGUUAUCCAUUUUUAAAAUUAGAAAACAUAAAAUAAAACGUAUUAUAUUAACGGUACCACGCAUCUUCAUAAGAUUUUGACCCAGUCUUAUAUUACUCGUGGUCACGUCGUCAUGGUAUAAUGCUUGGCAGAAGAUUUAAUUAUGCCAAACAGUGCACUACUGAUUCUUAUUUUUUUUCUUAUUUAAAAUUACUUUUUCGAUUCAUUGGCAGAUUUGGUGCUUAAAAACAAUUUUCUUUCCAUCUUUUUUUUGCUGACUUUAUUUGUUUUCUAUUUAAUAUACUGGUGAAAUAUAGAUAUAGAAAAAAAAGGAAAAGUAGGUUUUCAGAUUAAAUUGCUUACGAACAAUGGAACUAUAACUCGUAAAUAGACAUCAGCAUGUCUGACCAACGAUGACCAAUGUACUUUUUUUGUUGAUAUAUCUUAUAUAAAGCCGUUAUAGAAGCGUAUCUUUCUAUUACUCAUGCAUUUCGAUGUCAAUUGGCUGUUGAAUCCGACACACUCAAUAAUAAUAUUACAAAAAAAUACUACUUUUUUUUUUUUAGAAAUUUGAUACUUACCUAGUCAAUAGGUACAUCAUAUUCAAAUGUUCAAUAAUAAUAUAUGGCCAAUAUGAUGAUUGAUAGGUAAAUUGUUUAAUAUGCCCAUACAUAUUUGUAAUAUUUUUAUCAAUGUAUAAAAUAGGUCAUAUCAGAAAAUAAUUUUUGUUCAAAAUAGAUUUUCGAUUUUUAUUUUGAAGGUAAUGAAAAUUGUUUAUGUGUAUCAAUAAGAAAAUUAAUCCACCUUUAUUAGAUAAUAUGAUUAAAUUUAGUAAGUGCUGAAGUGCCUUCACUGGUUGGUUCUUUCCUCUCAUCACUCAAGUCACUAUACUAUUAAAAACCAUACAUUAUGCUUAUUGUUCCAUACUAUUGUAUAGAUUGUAAAAUUUUCUAAAUGAAAUUUAAAAAAAAAAAAGCUGUCCUAGGAUAAUGGAGACGGGUGCAGCCACUGUUGUUGGUCAGAAAUUAGGAAGGUAGGAUAUAGAGGGGAAAUUAAUUUGUAUCCGUUAGCAAAAAUAAAUCAUUGUUUACUAAAACCGAUUCUGAGAGGAGUUCAAUUGAUAGUGAUACUUUGUCAAUAAUAUAUAUGUCAUAUUAUGGUAAAAAUAUUUAAAUAAAAUAAUUAAAUACACAUAGGUAUUUUCUUUAAUAAUAUUUGUUUAAUAUUGUACUGAAUUUCUCAUUUUUCCCAUGUUUUCCUCGUGUUUUUUUCCCGGUUUGCUAGGAAAACUCUUGAGAAAAUCGAAAAAUUAUCUUCUUAAAGUACCUUCUCAGUCAGAUUUCCUUUCAGAAAAAGUGAAAUCGGAACAAAAUUGUUGGUAGAAAAGUUAUUUACAGGAAAUAAAGAACCGAAUCACAUUUUACAUUUUAUAAAGCAUAUUUAAUUGAUUACUUGAUCUUAUUUCCCAUUUCCGAUCUUCUCAAUUAUAUAUUGGGAAAAGCAUUUUUCUUGGUACCCUUCCUUUCAAAUCUUAGGAGCUUUUCUUCGUCACAUUUUGUAGUAGCCCACGUGACACAGGCACAUGUAAGAACUGGUAUCGCUUAGCUAAUAAUAUAUAGUUGUUCUUUUGUGUUUUACAAUUGAAGGGCUACGGGGAAGAACGAUAAUAGUCAAUAUUCCUAAAAUGUUCAGUAUCGCACUUUUAAAAUUUCAGAACUAUAUUAAACCUUAUUAAACCGUAUAUUUAAACUUUUGUUACAUCACUGACUGUGAUCAUUAUGCCCCAACUUGAUUCGUACAUCAAUUUGGCCGGAAACAAAUGACAAACAAAUGAUAAUAUUAUGAAUUAUCCUAUUUUUAUUAUUAUUUUUUUCUUCUAUUAUCGUUUUUCCCCGUAGUCCUUCAAUUGAUUUUAUGAUGAUGUUUAUUUAUUUAUUUAUUUUUUUUUUUAAUACAAUAUACGAAAUUUCCUCUGAUUCACCAUGAUCUUGCUCCGAUUAUCCAGUGUAAUACUUUUUCUGAAAGCAAAUAGUAUCUAGUUGGUACUUUAUUAUUUUUUUACUAUCCAAGCGAUUUUCAUAAUAAUUGGGAAAACGAGGUAAAAACGUAGAAAAACGGGGAAAACUUACGAAAAUAAUACUUUUAUUAUUUUGAAUUUUGUUUUUAUGUUGUAAUUCAGUUAUAAAUAUUCGUAGAGAUUUGAAAUUUGUAUAGAAACCUUAUAAUUGUUUUUUACAGACAUUUUAACUUUGGGAGUCUUUUAUACGUAAUAUUUAUUCUAUACGAAUCCAAUCAUGGAAUCAGUUCCAUGAUUGGAUUGUAUAGUCAUUUUUUAAAAAUCAUAUAUAUAUAUAUAUUAUGUUAAUAUGCGUAUAUUAUUAUUUUUAUUGUCUAUUUUAGUUCAUUUUCUCUGCAAUUUCUCAUAUUCCGAAAAACAUGGCUGUUGUACAUCAACCGCAAACAUAUGCAUCAACAGAUUCACCUUCAGUUGAUUCUGCCCAAGAACCUCCUGAAGGUUAUCAUGCUUUUAUCGAAGCUCCGAGAAUGGAACCGCCUCAAGUUCGCCCUCCACCUUACUUAAAGUCUAAUAAACUUUGUCCAGGUAAAAUUGAAUAACAUAAUUUCGGCUGUAGAUAUGCUGUAUAAACUAUAGCACGAACUGUAGUUUACACGAUUGUAUAAUAACGUAUCUACAAAAAAAUUUAAUAGAAAAACAACUGAAUUAUUGAAUACCCUAUUAUGUCCAACAUUGUUCAUAAAAAAACCAACAACAAAUAAAAUUACACUCUUUAAUGUUCAUGUUGUUUAGGGGUCAACAAGAAUCCAUCGUCAAAAACAUUGAACAAUUUAUGUGGAGAUCUAAAUAAAGGGUUUUUACCAUUAAACCCAAUGAAACAAAGCAUUUUAGGAUCUCCAUAUCCGUUGUGAGUGAUAAAACAAUUAUGUACAUUUUAAUUUAGUUUUACAUUCAACACAAAAAAGAGAAAGUUCAAAACACUAAAUUGUUUAUAAAAUUAUUUUAGCGAACUGCUGAAAAAUAAAACAUUAGAAUUCUUUAGUAGAACAUUGCCAAUACUUAAAGCUGAUGAAACUAUACCAAAGGUAGCUAAAUAUGUAUUACCUGAUUCGUAUUAUCAAAGUAGUACAACCCAAAAUUACUUACAGUAAGCAUAUAACAUAAUAAUUGAAAAAUAUAUAUAAUAGUCACUGUUAAAUAUUAUAUUAUAGAGGAAAACCAUUUCGACGAAGAGCCAAGUAUAAUAAUGACGAUUCUCUUGACGAUGUGAAUAUGGAUGAUGAUAAUGAAGAUGAUGAAGUUCCUGUACAUUCACAAAAUAGUCAAAAUGGAACUAGACAUUCAAGGAAAUUUUGUGAUACUAGUGGUGGAGUGUAAGUAAUUAUAUUUAUAUGUAUUUAAAUAUUGACAUACAUAAAUGAUCAUUAAAAUUAAUUAGGCACCUAUAAAAUAUAUUUAUACAUAUAUAUUAAUUUUAAAACCCAACUAAUUCUUAAUAAUAGUAGAUAUGUAGGUAUAUAAAAUCAAAAAGUUCCGUUCACGACAAUUAAAAAUAUAUUUUUGAUUUUAGAAAUUUAAACAAUAGGAAUAGUUUUACAUCGCUUUGCUUUGUUUUAUCUGUUUUCACUUUUUCGAAUGAAUAGAAUAUCUAGUAUAUUUAGUAUAUUUAGUAUGUACUGUAAAAGUCUCAUGUCGACCUACCCCACCUGGCUAUCUAUAAUAAAUAGGUAAUAAAUUAGACACAAAUAUAAUUAGGUAUAAGUGAAUUACAUAAUUUAUUUUUUAGCAACCUAUCUAUGAAUACUUUCAAAAUAUUUAUGAAAAAUAAAUAAUAUUUUUUAUCAUAAUUAAAAAAAUAUUUUGCAUGUAGGUAAUUGAUUUACCAGAAGAUAAUAUCAUUGUUACUUUGAGGUCACUGUCAAAUAUCAAUUGGGUUAUAUAACAUAUGUUACCAAUUGUAUCUAACAAAAAGUAUAUAGGAUUAACAACCACCUCUUCAAUUUCACUAAAUUAACAUAAUAUCGCUAGCCAAAUUUUCUCCAAACUGUUGCUACCUUGUAGUGGGAGUCAUGCUUUUGUACGCUGUUAAAUAUUUAUACAUUAAUUAUCUGCACUAAACUUUACUAUGGUUGCUUUUUAUCAAGUUCUGCUUCCCAUUUUACAGUGAAUCUUAUCAAUCUCUAAAAUUCUUGCCUCAAAUUUGUGAAUUAUAAUCAGCCCCUAAUCUAACUAUUGGAAUUGAAUUUGUGUAUCCUUCUUUCAACAUUAAAUUCAGGCGGAUAGCUAGAAAAUUGCUUAAAACAAUUUUUUUUCUUCAGUGUUCCCAAAUUUAUAACUGCUUUAUUGACAUCUAUUAUUCUAGCAUUACAUUUAAAAAUCACUUCUAAUUCUCGAUUAACCUGUCUAGUCUUUAUCUUGAACUUGCAGUUAUAUUAUAAAAACCAGCAAGCUACCGUUUUACAAACUUGCUCUUCAGGCCUUACCUACUUCCCCUCAAUUUAUAUUGAUAAAACAUUUUUAAACCACCCACUUAACACUCUUAAAAGUUAAAACUACCUCACCUAAUAUUGUUAAUAAUCUUUUUCUGGACUAUAUCCAUAAUAAUUUUUCAAAUGUUAACAAAUUUUUCCUGAUGGUUUUGUCCUUCCUUUAUCUAAUAGUUGGAUACAAAAAGAAGUUUAAUGUAUAUCUGUAAGCAACGAUAAACCAUCGCUAACGAAAAAUUACGAUUUUGAGCGGAAUUCAAUUGAUAGUGAUGCUUUGUCACCAAUAUAUAUGUCAUAUUAUGAUAAAAUAAUUGAAUAGUCAUUAUAUAUUUUCUUUAAUAAUAUUUUCAAUAUUAUACUGAUUUUCCCUAUUUUCCCAGUUUUUUACAUUUAAUGAGAAAACUCUUGAGAAAAUCGGAAACUGACCUAGUGAACUCUUUAAAGUACCUCCCCAGUCAGAUUUCUUAUUAGAAAAAGUGCUAUCAUUGUAAAUCGGAGCAAAAUUGCUGGUAGAAAAGUUGUCCAUAGAAAAAAAAAAUCAUAAUAUUUUACUAAUACAUAUAUUUCUUACAUUUUCCCGUUUUUCCUUUAUUUUUUUUCAGUCUUUCAUAUUUGAUGAGAAAAAUUCUGAGAAAAUCGAAAAAUGACCCCUCUAAAGUAUUUCCUUACCCCGAUUUUCUUUAAGAAAAGGCGCUACAAUAAAAAAAUCUGAGCCAAAUUUCUGACAAAAAAAGAUAAUUUACUUUUGCGUUUUUUUUUUGUAAUUCAGUUAAAAAUAUUUGCAAAAAUUAAAAGUUUAGACAGUAAACUUAUAUUUAACUUUUGUAUAUGUGGUAAAAUUUUCAAGCUAUUUAUAAACAUUUUAAUUUUGCUAGUUUUUUAUAUUAUUUUCAUUCGGUAGGUGGUACUCUGUGGCUAAAAUCGUCAAACUAAACAGAAAUUAUUGAAACUUAAACAUGAAGUUGAUUACAAGGUUAGGAUAGGUCAUAAAAAAAAAAAAAAAAUUAGUAUUAUGUAGUAGUUUUUUUUAUAAGAAUUUUAAUAUCAAAUUUGUAUGAAAAUAUUACGGUAUUUAAAAACUUGUGUAACCAAACUUCAUUCCGAAUCGUUUUUCAUUAGCAAUAGUUUAUUGUUGCGUACAGAAAUAAAUUAAAUUUCUCUCUAUAUCUUACUUUCUCAACUUCCCACCCACAACAAUGGCCCACCCGUCUUGUUAAGUAUGUUUUUAUAUUAAUAUGUAUUUAUAAUGAUAGUAGACUUUGGCUUACUUUAGUUAAAUACUUUUAUAAAUCUCUAUUUAUAAUUAGGCUUAUUUAUUUAUUUUAAAUUAUGUCCUCAGAUAAUAAUAGCUAAAGUAGGUAGAUUCUAUUAUGACAAUAUUAUACUCUAUUCCAAAUAAGUUUACUCAAAUUUAUUUGGAAUAGAGUAUUGUAGUGUAUACAUUAUAAACUACAUUCAGUAUCUAGGUAAUAUUUGCAAAAUACGAUAAUUUGUCAUUGAUUUUAAAUCUAUAAUGAUAUAGUAAUAACCUAACUAUUACCUAAUCAAUGUCGGACUGCAAAAAGUAAAUGAACCGAGACAAUAAUACCACAUACAGUUUCUUUAUUAUGUUUAAAAUUUUAAAUUGAAUCCAAUUGUUCACAUAUUAAAAUAAACAAAGGAGGGAGAAUUUUUUUUAAAAGUGCUUAAAUAAAAGAAGAACUCUUAUAUUAUAUAGGUAUAUUGUUAGCAUUGUGUGUAUGUUUUUUGAUUGUUUGCUUGUUACACAUACUUAUUUAUUAUCACUUUAAAAAUGAAAUAUAAAUAUUCUGUUCCUAUACCUAUAUACAUAGUUGUUCAUUAUUAAUAGUAUGCAUGCAAUUUUAUUUCAUUUUGUAUGAUUUAGUAUUAUUAUUUUUGACAAUAUUAUUAUUAUCUUGUUCAAAAACAAGCAUUAUAAUGAUAUGUACUCGUACAAAAUGUAUUAUUUUUUUAUUUUUAUAUUUGUAACGGGUUUCCUAUAACCAGAUGUGCGACUGGUCCAGUUGGAAUAGUUAGAUAUUACUGUUCAUAGUAAUUUACUGCAUUUGGCUCGAUGAAUCAAAAUAACAUCAUUAUGAAUAUAUAGAUAUAGAUAUUAUAUUAGCGUGUCCUAGUUUUAACUUUAUUUAGUGUAUAAAAAACAAAUACAAUAAAGUAAUUCUAAAAUAGUUCAUUUAUCAUGUUGUUGUGAAUAAUAUAUUUUUACUAUAUUAUGAUUAAAGUAAAAUGUUUAAUACAUUUGGACAUCUUUAGGAUACAAUUAUUUAAAAGUUAAAAUAUCUGUACAGUUUUUAUUAUUUUUAAUAUCAUUACAGUUUAUGAGCAUUAAAAUAUUCAUUUUAAGAAUGUCAUUAUACCUAGACAAAAAUAGUAGAUUUAAAUAAAAAUAAAAAAAACGGACAAUUUAUUUUUAUUUUGUUAUAAAUGUGUGUUUAAUAAUUUUGAGUAAAAAGAAGUAAAUCACCAAAUUUAGAAAAAUGAGUUAUUUACAACAAAAAAACACACAGAAAUGUUUAUUUUUCAUGUAGAACAUGUUAAGUGACAAUUUUUCCAAUAUUGAAUGUUUUAUGUCAUUGUACAUUUUAAAGUACAUGUCAUAAUUUUUUUGUUUUUGUGCACCUUUUAAAUUUGCCGUGUAAGAAAAAUUAAAUUCUUUAAGUUGAGUGAACUUAUACCAUAUUAUAUUACCAUUAUUAAAAAUGUUGAACAUUGAAAUACACAAAUUCUGUCUAAUAAUACAGAACUACACAUAGAACCUUACAAUACAGUAAUAUUAUGAUAAAAUGUUAAAAUGCUGAUCUUGUGUUUUCAGUUCCAGUUUAUUUUUGUUUUAUUUAAAUGCUCAAACACUAACUUAACACAUUUAUGUGAACCCCAAAUUAUUGUUACUAUUUGUUUUAUUUCAGAUUUUGCAUGUUGUACAAAGCAAUACAAGGACAGGCGUUAUCUGGACUUAUGGCUCAACGACGAACCGAACAGUUAGAGUAUAGGACUCGUGAUACAGCUCAUGCUGCUGGUAGUACAACUAUGGAUGGGCCACCGACUCCUUGUCCCGCCAAAGUGGAAUACGCUACACCGGUGUUUGCUCGGAACUAUCAGGGUAUGUGGCGAUAUGUGGUGCAAAUACCAUAUGAAGGCUACUUUACUCAGACUGUAGAGGUAACCAAGUGCACGUAAGUCUAUAAUUAUGUAAUGUCUAUAAGACUAUUAAUAUAAUAAUCUAUAUAUAAGUAAGAUAGGUACUUAAAUAACUAAAUAGUAUACCACUGUCAGAAACGAAAACACCUACAACUAAAUUCCAUUUAAUAAAUAUUUAUUUUUAUAUCCACUUCUUUGUAGUCAAACCAAAUGUCACUACAUAGACGGCGGAUGUCUAUCAUCGCCGAGAUGGGUGAGCCUCUUGGUAGCGGAGGUCUACUAUCCAGACUCGUUCUUGCCACCCGUUUCCAAUAAUCGACGGUUGCCCUUACCUCCACAACAACAAGGAAUCUACAGGGCACAGAGCCAAGGUGACAGUCCGCCUCCCAUACAAGAUUUUCAAAACUACCAGCAGUAUCUACAUAAACGUGCUACACAAGGUGUUGCGGAUCCUUUGUCAAUGCAAUCUUCAACUACAACACCUAAGAAAAAACCACAUUGUGACGGUAUUGACGAACUUGGAUGUUUCCAGGCAAGUAUUCUUUGAUAAAUCAAAUUUGCUGAUAAUUUCAUCAUAUCUUUCUCUUAUAACACAUAAAUACUUUUGUGGUUUCGGCUUUUAAUUCCAUCCCGUCCAACAUAUUUUGUCUUCGUCUUUCCCUUUCUAAUAAUAAUUCCUUCCAAUCUUCCCCUGGCUUCCUUUUUCAUAUGUCUGAUUUUACUCUGUUUUCCCCUUUUAAUCUUGGUCUUUUUAGUCUAGGGUCUUUAGUCUAGAACCUUCCUUACACAAUAUGUGACCGACCAACCCAGAUGAGUUGUUUUUUGGUAAUGUUUUUCACAAUACUUGAGCUUUGAUAUAUCUCUUUAAGUUCUUUAAUUUUUCAGAAUCUCCAUUCUUCUGUAUUUAAGUCUUUACAUGGAACAUAUAUUUUUCUGAUUACUUUUCUUUCAAAUAAAGUUUUUACUUUUAUUAAUUUAGCUUUUUGUACUUUUAAAUACAAUAGAAAAAGUUUAAAAUAAUGUAUCAGUAUAGAUAUUUCCAUCAUUUGAUAACUGUUUAUAGAAUACUACCCUAAAAGCAUUAAGACUCUCCUAAAAAGAUCCUGGGAUCGUUUAUAGGGACUCGGCUAUAAUAGGAAUCAUCUGUUUAAUUCCCAGACUGGUCUCUAGAGGGUCUAAGAUGGUUUGUAGCAUUCCAUCUGCCAGGAUUUAACUGGGAACAUUCUUGAAAUGAUUAUAAAACGUCUCAUUUCAAUCUUCAAAAGGUUAUACAAAAGUAUGAAGAAAAAACGUGGCCACCUUUUGGAAUACAUAGCUAUGUAUCAUUGUAUCGAACAUAGGACCCUAAUCUAACGUCUUAACCACUACACUAUCUUAAUACAGAAAACAUAGUUUGUUUCAUGGAUAUACAAGUUAUCGAGUAAAUUUAAAAAUUUUAUUUUAAUAAAAUAAAUAAAUAAUUAAUUAAAAUAUUAAUAUUAUUACAUGUAACAUCUCGUAGUUGUGGACUUUUAGAAAUAGAGACUUUAAACUCUUAAAAUCUUCAGUAAUUGUCUUUAAGGACCAAAAUAAGAAUUUCCCAUGAAGGUUGAAAUUGUUCUCAACAAAAGCUCCUUGCUCGCAUAUGUAUUAAACCAUAUUAUAUAUUAGUCAAUUCUUGGGAAGGUCAAAAUAUUUCCUGAGGGGAAACUCCAGGCAGGUAUUAGUUAGACUCAAACAAUUAAUUCUCUCAACUGCUAAUGCUGUUAGGGCAAGUGUUCAAAUGUACAAGGUAUCUAUGUAAAAUAUAUGUAUAUUCCCCCACAUUUAUUGGCCUGAAUCCAUAUAUUAUAUAUCAAGUAUUAAUUAAAAGAAUAUUAUUUUUCAGGUGAGACUUUAUUAUGAUUGGUUUUUAAUUCCCGGCAGUUGCAAAUGCUGGAGACCAGACUAUUUUUCAAGAUAUGUAAAAAGAAAAUCAACAUCGCCUGAACUGUAAAAACAUUCCAUUUAAAUGAUCAAUGUAAAUAGGUACAAAUAAGGAUAAAGAUUUAUCUUUUGAUUGUAUAGUAUAAUAAUUUUUAUCUCGUAUUAUAUAAGACUUAGUAGAGUAGACUAUAAACUAUCAGUGUUAUAGUUUCAGUAAGCUGCUAUAAUAGAUAAUUACUAAAUAAAUGCAUGCAUAUUUUAACCUAGCUCAACAUAUUUUAUACCAGGAUUAUCAACAUUGACAACAUCAAAUGUAAAACUAUACAUUUAGAGAUGAGCAAAAUAUUAAAAAAAAAAAAAAAAGGAUUUAUAUUCCAAAUCAACAAUUAUCAUAUUUAAUAAUUUCAAAAUUCACAAUCUAAUAACUUAUAUUCAUAAGGGCUACUUACAAAAUAAUAAAUUUACAAUCUUUAGUGGUUAAAAUGUAUGAUAGGUACAUUAUACAAAAUUCAGAUAUAAAUGUCUAUUAUAAGUUCAAUAACAAAUAUUUUACUUACGCAAUGCAUUUGAAUACCUACAUUAUUUUAGAUGCAGUUGUUAUUAAUAACCUCAUAAUAAAAUUGUUUAUAAAUCAAUCUAUAUUAUUCAAAAUUAUUCAAAAUCCAAAAUAUCUCUGUACAUUAUAUAUAUAUAUAUAUAUAAACUGUAUAUAUAAACUAUAUAUAAACUGUGAAGGUAUUUGUGUGUACAAUGUACAAUAUGCAUUUUAUAUUUAGGUAUGCAUUAUAUAAAGACUAGUUUAAAUAACUUUACAUCUUUCAACAUUCAAAUAGCUUAGUUAAUAAUAUUAUGUAUAGUAGUACCUAUCUAAUUACCUAAUAAUAUAAGUAAUUCUUAGUAAUAAAAACACAACUUUGAAUAUUUUUUGGGGGGAAGGCUGAAAUUUAAAUAGAUAUUAAAUAAACCAAAGAUAAUUCCUUUUGUUAAAAUAUAUUAUAGGUACAUUUUUCAUAUUGAUGGUGAUAAACCUAGCCCAAUUCCUCCAAUUUGUACAUGUAUGCACAUGUAUAAUAUACGUGUACAUUGUUUAUAUUUAUUAGUUUGAUCAAGAGCAUAUUUUUAAUAUUUCAUAUGAAUACUUUAUUAAACAUUACAUUCUAUGGAAAAAUAUAAAACAUAAAACUAUACGUAUUUACUAUAUAGUAUCUACUAUGAAAAGUCUGAACACAUUUAACAAUCUAAAUUAUAUAUUUAUAUUUGUAAUGUUUAAAUUUAAAUGUGUAUAAUUAUUUUAAUCAUGCCAUUAUUUAUUCAUCAACAAGACUCCCAUUAUAUCUGUGUAAAAGAUCCAAAAACAUUAAUUCGUUUUUAUAUUAGUUAAUUUUUUCCACAUUUUAUUAUGGUGGGGCCACCUCUCUAAAAUUUUUAAUUUAAUUGUGCCACUGAUCUGAAUAUUUUUGAUUACUUUAAUUAAGCAGUUCACUUAUUGUAAUUUAUAUUAAUAAAUUAUUAUUUUAAUAAAUUUAGUCCCUGAUGUACUGACCUUUAGACACACACAACUAUGAACUAAUCUAUAACAAUUUGUUAUUAAAUCAAGAUACAUUAUUAGCAUUUAUUUAUUUAUUUAAGAAAAAAUAUUUAUCAAGUAGGUACCUACUCAAAAUGUAUAUAACUGGUAACUGUUAAAAUUAUAAAUUCACUUG
This is a messenger RNA of Cinara cedri, 13572 nucleotides long. The record is from the annotation of a GenBank genome assembly. Lineage: Eukaryota; Metazoa; Arthropoda; Insecta; Hemiptera; Aphididae.